CGUUAGGGACAAAAGAAAAACACAGAAGCAAAGAGAGACCCUCUGCCACGCCUGGAUUUUCCAGUGGUCUGUUUGUGGAAUUCUGUUGAGGCAGUAAUUGAAGCCAGAACAAACGUAGCCGCUAAGAAUAACUCCAGUCAGGGGGGGACAGGGACUUUGGGUCUUGGGCGGGAGUCUUUACACAGAGCGAUGGCGCAGAGGUAAAAAAAGGGAUGGACAGCUGGACAAAAGUCUUCAAGAAACAUUUUGGACUCUACUGACAUGGAAUUUUACAGCAAAGAGUAGAGUUCUAAGCUUUCAGAACCUUCUCUGCUUUUCAUCCUCGACCCCAGGAGGGGAUGAACUUUGCCCUUCAGGCGGUUGGCAGCUCUGGUCGUAAUCAGGGAGGUCGUGGGUCCUCUGCCGGCGGUGGCGGCAGCGGCGGAGCGACCAUGGAGAACUUGGAGAAGCAGCUGAUGUGUCCCGUCUGCCUGGAGAUGUUCUCCAAGCCGGUGGUCAUCCUGCCCUGCCAGCACAACCUCUGCAGAAAAUGCGCCAACGACAUCUUCCAGUCGUCCAACCCUGCGGGGCAGUCACGCAGCUCGUCCAGCGUGGCCACCAGCGGGAGUCGCUUCCGCUGCCCGUCGUGUCGUCACGAGGUGGUCCUGGACCGCCACGGCGUGUACGGCCUGCAGAGGAACCUGCUGGUGGAGAACAUCAUCGACAUGUACAGACAUCAGGAGGCCUCACGGGCAGUUAUAGUCAAGCCUGAGACGCAACAGCAGCUGACAUGCGACGAGCACGAAGACGAGAAGAUCAACAUCUACUGCCUGUCCUGCCAGACGCCCACCUGCUCCAUGUGCAAAGUGUUCGGCCGGCACAAAGAGUGCGACGUGGCGCCGCUCAGCAGCGUCUACCUGCGGCUCAAGACUGAACUCAGUGACAGCAUCGCCGGUCUGGUUGCCAAUAACGACCACAUCCAGGCUGCCAUCACGCACAUGAAGGAAGUAUGCAACGCCAUCCAGGAGAAUGCUUGCCACCGGCGCGAGCAGGUCGCCAGCGAGCUGGAGACGCUGACGGCCAUCUUGGAUGAGCGGAAACAGGAGCUGGUGCGUCUGAUCACCAGGGAGCAGGACGAAAAGCUGCAGCAGGUGCGGGCGCUCGUACGACAGCACGGCGAGCGGCUGGAGGCCUCCGUGACGCUGGUGGAGUCGGCCAUCCAGGUCGCAGAAGAGCCGCACAUGGCGCUCUUCAUCCAGAAUGCUGCUGUCAUACUGGACAAGAUGUCGGCGACCACACGAGACGGCAACGACCUGCGUCCGCAACUCGAAUACGACAACAUGAGCCAUUUUGUCAUCGACGUCGACGACAUCGUUGAUAUGUUGACCAGCAUCGACUUCUGCCACCUGGUGGAAGGUGAAGACGACCUCGAGGACGACUCAGAACUGGACUGACCCGCCAUCAACACAGGUCCGUGCGCAACACCUUUAAGUUUCUUCUCGGCACAAGUUGUCUUUUAACAGACAAACACGUGUUGCUGCUGAGUCGUAUGGAGUGUGAAAAUGUUUUUUUUUUUUUUUUUUUUUUUUAAACUGAUGGAUUCCCCUCGCCCACACGGGAACAGUUGACUCAGCAAACAAUAACAAUAAUGACAAAUGGCCGCCUCCAAAAGAGAAACACUGGCUUUACUUACCAACAUUCUUUUGGCGCAGUGGGAGAGUGGCCGUGCGCAACCCGAGGGUCAAUCCCCACCUAGUACCAACCUCGUUACGUCCGUUGUGUCCUGAGCAAGACACUUCACCCUUGCUCCUGAUGGGUGCUAGUUAGCGCCUUGCAUGGCAGCUCCCUCCAUCAGUGUGUGAAUGUGUGUGUGAAUGGGUAAAUGUGAAGUAGUGUCGAAGCGCUUUGAGUACCUUGAAGUUAGAAAAGCGCUAUACAAGUACAACCCAUUUAUCAUUUAUUUUAGGGACUCCUACCAAUGAGAUCCACAUGGUCCCUGCGCCACAUUGAGCUCCAUUUACUCCUCUAUAAGUCACAGUAAUCUACAAGGUCCCUGCAAUUCAUCAGGGACCUCAUGUAUUAAGAGUUGCAUGGAUGUCCUACUAAAAAUAGACGUACGUUACAAUCCAAAAAAACCUCAUACACAAGAAUCAUACACAAAUGUAUUAAAGUGUGCAUGCAUUCAUGCGCACGCACAAAUCCAGGCACAUUUCUUUUUUACAUCACAUCAGACCUGGAAAUGACUGAAGAUAUUUGCCUGGCUGGCCAGCUUAGGCCAGGCCCCAUUAUUAAUACGCAAAUCAUAUUGAUCCGCUGACAGGCUGAAAUAAGAAAGAAAUGUUGACUGGAGAUAAAUUUGUGGAAAUUUUGAAAAAUAUAGUCAUUACAAUGACAUGUCAAACUUAAGAAGAAGUGCGUAACUCUGAUAACCCUUAAUAUAAAUAUCACUUCUGUAAUUAACAUCAAAAUAUGUUUAUACACUAGAGCAGUUGUUCUCAACCUUUUUUCAGUGACGUACGUCCUGUUAACAUUUUUUUAAUUCAAGUACCUCCUACUCAGAGCAAAGCAUUUUUGGUUGAAAAAAAGAGAUGAAGAAGUAAAAUCAGUUUCUGAUUUAUUAAAUUGUAUAACAGUGCAAAAUAUUGCUAAUUUGUAGUGGUAUUUCUUGAACUAUUUGGAAAAAAAGAUAUAAACAUAACUAAAAACUUGUUGAAAAAUAAACAAGUGAUUCAAUUAUAAAUAAAGAUUUCUACACAUAGAAGUAAUUAUCAACUUAAAGUGCCCUCUUUGGGGAUUGUAAUAGAGAUCCUUCUGGAUUCAUGAACUUAAUUCUAAACAUUUCUUCACAAAGAAAGAAAUCUUUAACAUCGAUAUUUAUGGAACAUGUCCACAAAAAAAUCUUGCUGUCAACACUGAAUAUUGCAUUGUUGCAUUUCUUUUCACAGUUUAUGAACUUACAUUCAUAUUUUGUUGAAGUAUUUUUCAAUAAAUAUAUUUAUAAAGGAUUUUUAAAUUGUUGCUAUUUUUAGAAUAUCUUUAAAAAAUUCAAAAAAUCUCAAGUACCCCCAGGGGUACACGUACCCCCAUUUGAGAACCACUGCAGUAGUGUGUUCACAGCCAGAUUAGUUUCAUGCGAAAAUGUUGCAAUAUUUGGUUUGCAAUCAUUUAAAUUCAAACCACAUUGUCUGUAAAAUCCAUAAAAUGGACUCAACUCUACCAGAUUUCUCUGAGGUCCCUGUGAAGUGAAGUGUAUUUAUAUAGCACUUUUCUCUAGUGACUCAAAGCGCUUUACAUAGUGAAACCCAUUAUCUAAGUUACAUUUAAACCAGUGUGGUUGACACUGGGAGCAGGGGGGUGAAGUGUCUUGCCCAAGGACACAACAGCAGUGACUAGGAUGUCAGAAGCGGGUAUCGAACCCAGAACCAUCAAGUUGCUGGCACGGCCGCUCUCUCAUCUGAGCUAUGCCGUCCCUACACACCCUCCAAGUGCCCCCUUUUUUCACUACCCUGCAGGCAAGAAGGGGGCGCGGUCCACAGCGUCUCACUCUACCAAGUCACUUCUUUACCUGUCAAGGUCCUUUGGCCCUCAUUACGCCCUGGAAAGUCUCUGGAGACGAUACGCUCACAGAACAUUUAUUUCUUGUACUAUAUCAGUAUGUGUUAUGUUUUAAAGAUGGAAACAUGGUUUGUGUUGACUUAAAAUAUAUUUUUACUCCUUAAAGUUGCAGUGACUCAAGUGCAAAGAUUUAAACUUGUUUUAUUAGAAAAUAUAAAUGUCGGACACAAAGACAAUGUGAUGGAUGGUAUUUAAACACAACUUCCCAGUCUGUAAAAGGGGCGUCGCCAGACAUAUUUCACUGGGGCACGUGCCCCACUGUUGAUCUGCAGUGCCCCAGUAAAAAUUUCACCAAUAAAAAAAACCAAAACACUU
Nerophis ophidion (straightnose pipefish) is the source of this 3909-nucleotide messenger RNA. RefSeq names its product tripartite motif containing 54 (gene trim54). Lineage: Eukaryota; Metazoa; Chordata; Actinopteri; Syngnathiformes; Syngnathidae. The transcript is spliced from 8 exons. Gene Ontology annotation, molecular function: zinc ion binding. The record is from RefSeq and is a predicted model, not a curated record. The coding region runs from base 339 to 1433 and encodes 364 amino acids.